Messenger RNA from Phlebotomus argentipes, 999 nucleotides. RefSeq names its product ADP-ribosylation factor-like protein 1 (gene Arl1). The transcript is spliced from 4 exons. Gene Ontology annotation, cellular component: Golgi apparatus; cytoplasm. Gene Ontology annotation, biological process: intracellular protein transport; vesicle-mediated transport. Gene Ontology annotation, molecular function: GTP binding; GTPase activity. Lineage: Eukaryota; Metazoa; Arthropoda; Insecta; Diptera; Psychodidae. The record is from RefSeq and is a predicted model, not a curated record. Bases 183 to 725 code for a protein of 180 amino acids.
UGCCGUGUUUCACCGAUGUCGUGUCAAAGCAGCUGUCACGGAACAAAUUUUCUUCCUCCGCCAGGAAACAGUGGAAAAGAGCGAGUCAGGACGAGCUUUGGGGCACCGGAAGCUUCCUCGAGCGACACAUUGUGAUCUCUGCCCGUGCCUGGGAGCAGCAAUAUCGUGGUGACCACAGUACAAUGGGCGGCCUCCUCAGCUACUUCCGCGGCCUGCUGGGCUCCAGGGAGAUGCGCAUCCUGAUCCUGGGCCUGGACGGCGCCGGCAAGACCACAAUCCUGUACCGACUGCAGGUGGGCGAGGUGGUCACGACAAUUCCAACAAUAGGCUUUAACGUAGAGCAGGUCACAUACAAGAACCUCAAGUUCCAGGUCUGGGAUCUCGGCGGCCAGACGAGUAUCAGGCCGUACUGGCGAUGCUACUACAGCAACACAGACGCCAUCAUCUACGUGGUAGAUUCGGCGGACAGGGACAGGAUAGGCAUCUCAAAGGACGAGCUGCUGUACAUGCUGCGCGAGGAGGAACUGGCGGGCGCCAUUCUGGUGGUGCUGGCCAACAAACAGGACAUGGACGGCUGCAUGAGCGUGGCGGAAGUCCACCAGGCGCUAGGCUUAGACGCACUCAAGAACCGCACUUUCCAAAUAUUCAAGACGUCCGCGAAGAAGGGCGAAGGCCUAGAUCCUGCCAUGGAUUGGCUCUCGACGGCGCUGCAGUCGAGAAAAUAGCCUCGCAUCGCGAAUCAUUUCUACUAUAAAUUAUUAAAAAGCAUUAUUAAUUGUCUCUUUUGCGCCCCGACAGAAAACAUGAGCGAUGCAUUUCUUUUUAAAUCUUGAUAUCAGUGAUUUUUUGGGCAGUGUGAAAAUGUGGAAAAGUCAUCAUUUUGCACAAUUCCCGAAAAUGUUGUCAGAGAAAGAGAGAUAAAUUUAUUCAUAAAUAUAUUGUAAAACUAUUUGAUAAAUGAUUGAAGAUGAAGCUAUGAAUAGAUGUGAGAUGAACAAA